Molecule: messenger RNA, 4284 nt
Organism: Xiphias gladius (swordfish)
Lineage: Eukaryota; Metazoa; Chordata; Actinopteri; Istiophoriformes; Xiphiidae
Product: KIAA1549-like a
Exons: 23
Coding region: 1-4284 (1427 amino acids)
Source: RefSeq, a predicted model, not a curated record
AUGAGGCAGGCUGUAUUGCCUCUGCACAUUGCCUCUCCAGUGCCCUCCAACCUCUCAGCCACCUCCGGGAUUGUAGACAGAGCCGGUCCUGGAGCUUGGCCCGAGGGCAAAGUGUUUGCUGAGGCCAGAACAGCAGUUUGGACUGAAAGAGAAGCAGGAGUGCGUGCUGGAGCAGGUGGCAAAUUCUUUGCAGAGACUGGGAUUAUGACGGGAACCGGUGCCUGGGCUGAAAUUGGGGCUGAAUGGAGGCCAGUGGAUAGGGAAGGGGGUGACCUGCCAAACAUGACCAGGGACCCGGCUGCCUGGUUGGGGCAGCAGAGGCUGCAUACACAUGGAGAGGGGCAAAGAGAGCAGGCAGCUUUUUCAUCAGUCUUCACCAUGCUGGCAGAGACAGCAGAGCUACAAGCACCAGCGGUGGGAAAACCUUUAGGUAACAGAGACAGUCAGACAGCAGGAUCAGACAACUUCUCUCCGGGUGCUGUCAACAGCAACUCUUCAAACAGCAACAGCAACUUCAGUUUGGAGGAGUCAGUGAGCAGCCUGCCAGCUUGGGAUCUCCCCACUGUCCCUGAUUCACUCCUGUCCACAGUGGGCGACCAUGAUUUCACACUUCCUGCCAAUGUCACCAGCCCUUUCUCCACCCACCAGUGGAACACCACCAUGCCUGUGCGCACCAGUAACACCUCACAGCACAACAUCACCAUAAAGACAUCUCUAUCACCCACCACCACGUCAAAUUUACCGUUGUCCACCACGGCAAGAGCACAAUCACAACCAGAAUCCACCAAGGCUUCAAACACCACAAGCCAGGACACUGUGACCAGCGACAGCCUUCAGCUGACAAUAGUAACCAUGACGACGCCCUCAACAACAAAUCUUACUGUAAUUCCCGAUGAUUUGACAUCGCAGGCAGCGACCACUGUGAGUGCUGUAACAUUACACCCAAAUAUAACUGCUGCUACAACCAAACAGGAAACGACAAGGCUCAAACUGAGUACAGUGGCUACUACUCAGCCUACAACAACAACUACAACCACACCUGCCCCUACUACCACCACCACUGUACCCUCAACUACCACCACUACUCCUCCAAAUACUACUACUAGUACUACUACUGCUAUUACUACUACUACUACACCUGCUACUACUACUGCUGCCACCACUACUACUACUACUACAACUGCAACUAAAACAACAAAGGUACCUGUCACCACUGUGUUCAUCUCGGGCCACACUACACCACUUCCUACCCCCACCACAGGACCUCCGUCCAGUACCACUGCAGAGGAAAGCCCCCUACCAUGCAACAUUACUGAGAAGUACUGGGUCAGAACAGUUUUGUCCAUUGAGCUGCGCAGGAACCGCCUGGACCUAAUCCUUAAACAGAAUCUCUCUAAAGGACUGACCCACGCCUUGCAGAGAGCCUUGAAUGACUCCACUGCCUUCGCACAGGUGGAACGUGAUGACUGCAGCCCCCACAACGUGACGUUGGGUUAUUACGUGACCAGUGGCAAAACUGUCUACAUUUCCUCCUUGGUGGUUGAGGCGCUAAAUGUUUACGGUUUUGACAAGCUGCUCUCGGACAUCAGGCAGCACACCCCAUUGGUUAAGGCAGUUCUGGUUCCUGUGACAACCUGGGUGCCCACUCCGAGCAUUCACCUGCAGCUCAAAACAGUGUUGAGGUUCGUCGGCCCAACAGACAACAUCUACUCCUGCAGUUUUGUCCAGAUGUUGGAGCAGAGGCUUGAGAAUGCCUUCGAUGAAGCUCAGGACAAAGUGCUGGAGACCUACAACAGGCUCACUGUGGAGGUACUGAAUGGUUUUAUGGCAGGCUAUUCUUAUCACAACAUGCAGCCGGGCUUUCCAUCAGUCGCUCUGGUGUAUGUGGUGAAGAAUCAGGAUGUGAUUCUUAACGGGACAAUCUCUAGUGGUCUCCUCAACCAGCUGACUGCUGAGCUGGUGGGCUACUUCCUGUUCUACCCACCCCUGGUCAUUGCUGAGCCCCUUGAAUACCAUAAUCUCAACACGUCAGCGGCAACCAAGAACUAUUGGGUGAUAACUGUGAUCCAGGAUGUGGACAGCUCUUCCCUGGAGGCCAACUACCAGAGCUUCGCCAGCUUGAUGGAGCAGCGGCUGGCUGAGCUUUUCCUGGUGGCCGGACGGCAUGGCUCUCGGAGGGCACGAUCCCGGCGGGCCACCACCGUAGGGGGCUACACUGUACAGAUGGUGAGCAUGCGCCGACUGCCUGGUCCCAAGAAUCCAGCAGAGAUGACCUACUACGCCCAGCUGAAUGGAGCACCUAUCACUGGAACCACUGCUGCCAAGACCCUCUGCAGUCUGGACUCCCAGACCAUGGCUCUGACACUGGGAUACUUCGUACAAGUGCAGGCUGAAUCUGUGGUAAAGACACCGCCCAGCAACCUGUGGAUCAUGGCCGUUCUAACCCCUCUCUUUCUGUUGAUGGUGGUGAUUGGCAUGGUGGCCUUCAUUUUGUGUAAGAGAAACAGAGUCAUCUUCAAAAGUGGUGCCUUCAGGACCUUCAAAACUCGCUCCAAGACCUCAUACCGAAGGGAGGGCAGUUACCACCACCAGCCUGUCCAGGGUUUUGACUAUGCCAAGAAGCACAUGGGUCGAACGGGUGAUGAGGCCAUCUCAGUUACCAAGGAUACACUGGUGUUGGGGCUGCCCGUGCGAGAUGCUCCAUUGUCACUGUCAUUGGAUAAGAAGGUCCACCAGGAUGGGACCGCCAGUAAGAGGCCUCCAUCUGCUGACAUACACAAAGGAGGACGGUUGCCAAGCGAAGAGGACGGCUCGGUGUCAAGUAACGGCUCAGGCAAGAUGAACACCAGCAAGAGCUCAUCAGCCCGUAGGACGGUGACUGGCAGCAGUGGCAAGAAUGGCAAGGAGGAGUUGCACAAGAGGAGCAACAAUGACCCAUAUGGCGACCGUUCAGGUUCUCUGCGUCUCAUCACCAUUAAACCCAUGACAGCCCAGCCAACCUACUCCUACCCCUCCUCCUCCUCCCACAGCCAAGACUCUGUGGUCCUCAAUGGGGAGGCAAACCAUGGUGGGUUGAAGCAGAAGUCUGACAUCGAGCACUACAGGAACAAACUGCGCCAGAAGGCCCGGAGGAAAGGCUAUGGAGAGUUCUCACUGUCUGAGAGUGGCAGCCAUGGUUACAGUCACCGUGACACCAGGCGUAGUCGGCACGACAUUGGGGUGAAGGAGCCAAUGACCGCAGAGGAGAAGAGGGCCUCAUUUGCAGGAUGCCAUAAGAGGUACUCCCACCCACGCGAGCCCUCCUAUUGGAGCAGACAGUCUCUGAGCAGCCCAAGCCCAGUGGAGACGGAGGUGGACCUGCUGGUGCUGAGAGAAAGAUCAAGAAGGGGCAUCCGUAACAAUGGCUAUGAUGGUGAACCAGAACCAUUUGAGGAGACCAACGUGGACCGUCUGAUGAGCUCUCUGGAUUACGGAGGUGGCUCUACUGGCACCGGGAAUGGCAGCUUGGGGGUGAAAGCUCACCGUGGUUCCGACUCUUCCACACUCAGCUCUCAGCCAUCCAUUGACGAAGUCCGCACACAGAUGCACAUGUUGCUAGGCAACGCUUUCAGCCUGGCACCUCCGGACCAUGACCCACCUUCCCCUCCAACCAACCACCACCAUCACCACCACCAUGCUCGCAGCGCUUACAACCCCUCGCACACCAGCCAUUACAGUGACGGGGUGACCAGCGCCCCAGGGACCAUGAACCAUCCCUGUGGAGGCAGGCAGAGGAGUACGGGCUAUGAGGAUAUACACCAGUGCAGCCUACCCAAACCGGGUUUCCGGUUCACUCAGCUUCCUGAUAUGGGCAUUGGUUCUCCCCCACCACUGAUCCCCUCUAGACCAGGACCUCCACCUGGGACCUCACUACGACGUUCCACCCCUGAUAUUAGUUUGAAGCCCUGUGUGUCAGAGGCCUCAGACCUCCAGGCCCAGCAGCACAAUGGCGCCCCCUACCUGCCGCUGUCCAGGACCCCCUUCCCUGCUGUUACUGUUGACCAGUCCAUCACCACCUACUCAGGAAACCCUAUAACAGCAGUCUACGCUAUAUCAGCCAACCGCCCGGGUUAUUCAGACUACUUUGUCAUGUCGCCGCCGUCUUCAUACCAUAGCCCAUCCUGGAUGUCCUACCCACCUGAGCCGGAAGACCUGCCAAGGCAGUGGAACGACACACCGACUGCCUCUUCUGUGGUGAACACCAUUGUACAGCCAGAGGCCCCUCACACUGCUGAACUGAACUGA